Setaria italica (foxtail millet) is the source of this 687-nucleotide messenger RNA. RefSeq lists its product as uncharacterized. Gene Ontology annotation, molecular function: protein binding. The transcript has a single exon. Lineage: Eukaryota; Viridiplantae; Streptophyta; Magnoliopsida; Poales; Poaceae. The coding region runs from base 1 to 687 and encodes 228 amino acids. The record is from RefSeq and is a predicted model, not a curated record.
AUGGAGGAGACGACCUAUUACGUGGCAGAGCAGGCAGCGACGUUCCGCGACUGGGCCAGCCUGCCCGGUGAUCUCUUGACGUGCAUCGGCGAGCUCCUGGACCUCUCUAGCGGCCUAUGCUUCCGAGGCGUGUGCCGGUCCUGGAGCACCGCGCUCCCGGCGAUCAUGCCAUCGCCGUGGCUGGUGAUCGCCGACGGCCUGGAAAUCGGCGACAGGGACCGGUUCACCAUGCUCUCGCUCCCCGCGCUCACCCCCAUGCGGUGGGGGCUCGAGCACCAGCGCUGCGUCGGCUCCAGCGACGGCGGGCUCGCCCUCGUCGACCCCUGCCUUGCCAUCACGCUGCUCAACCCCCUCACGGACGCGAAGCCGGCGGUCCGACUGCCUCCGCUCGGCUCGCUCCGACGUGACCUGUUCCACGGCGGUUGCAUCUCGGUCGCCGUGCCCAUGUCGCCCGAUGGCACGCUGCAGAUACUCACACACCAAGACAGACGCCUCUUUGGAAAGGCGCAGCUGUCUUUCGUCCAGAGGGUGGCCUUCGCUCCCAAUCCUACCGCGCAGGACUACGCGGUCGCCGUCCUCUGCCGCAACGACCACGGCCUGGCGUUCACGAUGGCGGCCGGCGAAGGCUGGCAGUGGCUGGACUGGCCCGACGCGGCCGGCCUCGCCGCCACACCACACGUAGAAUAA